UGAAUGGUGGCACGGCACAGAGCACAUCGGACGCAGAGACUUGGUGCGAUCUGCAUCUCGACGCUAAUUAUAGUAAACAGACAUGCAUACGCGCGCGUGAUUUGCGUGAAGUGAUAAAGUUUAUAGUCAGUUUUUAUCGCCUGUAUUGCGCUGCUAUUGUGCGUCGGAUUUUGCCGCGCGAUGAUAUAUCGCGCGAUCGGCUGUGAUUAUUUGUAAUUGCCGUUGAAGCAAAGAACGAGAAAAGAACGAGAUACGAAAAAAACGCGGCUCGGAAAAAAGACCGCGUUAAAUCGACCGUUACGUAUCGGUGCGACGGAAUGAUCGGAGAAUAUCUAUCACUUCAAGUGCAAUCUCCGAUCUCUCUUGCGAUCAAUCUGUAAAACAAAGAAGGAACGACCGUGUUUGUUUUUCUUCCCCGACCGUGGAUAUUGCAAGCAAGAAUCAUGCCUCCCACCGUGUCGCAAGUUGAACAAAAUUUGAAGUACAAAGAAAUAUCUCGCAGUAGAAAGUUUGACGAGAUAGAAGAAACAGCUGAAACAAAUGAAUUGGAAGCUGACACAGGAAAUUUGACUAUGUCGGAUUUACAUUCUAAGCAAGUAGCAAAACGAAAAAGAGCGAGUACUGAAGAAAAUGAUCCUCAGUGCCAAGCAGAAUCGAGUCAAACUACUACCACAGUGGAAGUGGACAAAGAAAAUAAUAAUCCACAAAUAAAUCAAGAUGAAAUAGUAGAAGAAAAUGUCGAAAAGAGAAAGAAGACGGAAGGCAAAAAAGAAAAAAGAAAAUAUAGAUCCAAAUUAAGAUCCAAAAAUACAUCUUUAUCACAAUCUGCUAAAGCCAAUCGAUGCAAUUAUUGUAGACAAGAUUUGGAGGAAAUACACUUCUAUCCGGGACACCCAAAUAAUGCAGAAGAAGAAGCUGUAGCUUUAAUUUCAUUUACGAUGGACAAAGAUGAGCAGGACGUAGAAUUUGAAAGAGAAGAAGAUCGUAGACCUAUAAUUAAGUUGACCAAUUUUAGCGUCUAUGACGAAAACGGACAUCUGUGUCCUUUUGACACAGGUCUAAUAGAGAAGAAUGUAUUAUUAUAUGUUUCUGGAUAUAUGAAGUUUAUUUGGGAAGAAGAUUCCUCACCUGAGGGUGGUGUGCCAGCAAAAGAAAUGGGUCCAAUUGUCGCAUGGUAUACUACUGGAUAUGAUGGUGGAGAACUUGCAUUAAUAAUUUUUGCUACACAGUACGCGGAAUAUUAUUUAAUGGAACCGUCUGAAGCUUAUGCGCCAUUUAUGAAUACUGUUAAAGAAAAGAUAUACAUAAGUAAGUUGGUCAUCGAAUUUUUGCUGGAUGAAAUUAGUCCAACUUACGAGGAUUUGAUAAAUAAAAUUCAGACAACAGUACCUCCUAAAAAUAUGAAGCAGUUCACUGAAGAUACAUUGUUACGCCAUGCACAAUUCAUUUGUGAUCAAGUUUUAUCUUUCGAUGACGCCGCCGAGUCUGACGACGAUCUUUUCAUAACAACUCCUUGUAUGCGAUCUCUGGCAAAUUUAGCCGGUAUUAUUCUCGGCAGAGGGAAAUUUAUUCGGAUGACUCAUCAUCAAAGGCAUCAAAGGAAAUUAAGUAAAGAAAUUAAGAAACAAACUUGGUCGAAGGCUAGUACAACAAAAUUGGUCAGCGAUAUGUUUGAAAAUAUUUUUGCCGACCAAAUUGCUGAGCAUGAUACAACAUCAGGACCUAGAAGACAUCGAUGCGGUGUUUGUGAAAAUUGUUUACAACCCGAUUGCGGAGAGUGUAGUAACUGCCGAGAUAUGAAGAAGUUUGGUGGGAGAGGAACAGGAAAACAAGCGUGUAAAAAAAGAAGAUGUCCAAAUAUGGCAAUCCAGGAAGCGGAUGAUUCUGAUCCGGAAAAUGUAGAACAAUUUGAUGAUUUGAAUGAAGAAGAAGUAGAAACAAAAGUAAAAAGAGACUUUAAGGAAAACUCAUGUCGAAAUCGUGAAAUUGUAUGGGAAAAGAAGGAAGAUAAAAUUGUUGAUGGACGAAAAACAUAUUAUAAAUCAGUCAUGGUUGGAAAUGAAAAAAUCGAAGUAAACGAUUGUAUUCUAGUGGAGUCAAAUAGUCCGACAAAUCCUUUCCACAUUUAUAAAAUUGUGUUUAUGUGGGAAAAUGAGAAUGGAACAAAACAACUUCAUGGAAAUUGGUUUUAUAGAAGUGACCUUACCGUACUUGGGGAAACUGCGAAUCCUAGAGAAUUGUUUUUGAGCGACUACUGCGAUGAUAUACCCGUUUCAUGUAUUAAAUCAAAGGCAAAUGUUAUUUAUAAGAAAGUGCCUGAAAAUUGGUUUGAAUUAGGUAAUAUUGACGUAGAAGAUGAAAUAAAAAAUGUAGAUGAUAGGACGUUCUUUUAUAAGAUGAAAUAUAUAGCUGAAAAUGGUCGAUUUGUGGACCCGCCACCGGAAAUCGAAUGUCCGAAAGAUCGGAAAGAAAACAUUCAUCGAUUUUGUCCUGUUUGCCAUCAAAAUACAACAAUGGAACAUCUUCAGAUACCUAAAGUAUAUGAACUAAUAGAACAAAAAAGCAAAAAGGAAGUGAUCUACGGAGUAGUGAAAUAUAGAGGUCAAGAAUAUAGAGUAGGUAGCGCGGUGUUUUUAUAUCCAAAUGCUUUUAAAUACAGUCGUAUACGGAAAUUCCAUACGACAGUUUCAAAUCCAAAGAACGAAGUAGAUGAAGAAACGUAUCCGGAAUUUUAUAGAAAAAAGUCGGAUCCCAAAAAAGGGACAUACUUAUCCGAACCUUUUCAUAUUGGUUAUAUAAAUACAAUAUACGCUACUACAACUAGUCGAUUAGUUGUCGCCUCGGAUAUUUAUAUCAAAAUAAAUAAAAUGUACAGACCUGAAAAUACUCACCGGGAUUCAGAUUUAAUACACCAAACAGACCUUAACAUGGUUUACUGGAGCGACGACAUAUGCAGCGUACCAUUCUCUACUGUUGCCGGCAAAUGUUAUCUGGCGUAUUCUGAAAAUUUGAGCGAAUCUAUCGAAGAAUGGUCCUCUGCUGGUCCAAAUAGAUUUUAUUUUUCCGAGGCGUAUAACUUUAAAGAGAACAAGUUCGAGGAUCCACCUGACAAUGUUGUUAAUAUAUUUAAAACUAGCAAAGGAAAUGGAAAAAGUAAAUUAAAGGCAAAAAAUGUAAAAACUACCGAAAACAAGCCAGUUUUAGAUAAACCUGUGGAUUAUCCUACUGUGAAGAGAAAAUUGAGAACGUUUGACAUUUUUGCGGGUUGUGGAGGAUUAUCCGAAGGAUUGAAGCAAGCGGGAGUCGCUGAAAGUUUAUGGGCGGUAGAAUAUAUGGAGCCUAUGGCAAAUGCAUAUCGUUUAAAUAAUCCGAAAGCUAUAGUAUUCACGGACGAUUGUAAUACAUUAUUACGAAAAGUGAUAGAUGGCGAAAGUACAAACGACAAAGGUCAGAAACUACCUCAGAAAGGGGAAGUUGAAUUCAUGUGCGGUGGACCACCGUGUCAGGGUUUCAGUGGCCUGAAUCGUUUCAACCGACGCCAAUAUUCAUUAUUUAAAAAUUCCCUCAUUGUUACGUAUUUAUCGUUCUGCGAUUAUUAUAGGCCGAAAUUUUUCUUAAUGGAAAAUGUGCGAAAUUUCGUUUGCUACAAGAAAGGUAUGGUGUUAAAACUGACUCUGAGAUGCCUCGUUCAGAUGGGUUAUCAAUGUACAUUCGGUGUUCUUCAAGCCGGCAAUUACGGAGUGCCACAAACAAGAAACAGAAUGAUACUCUUAGCCGCUGCACCUGGAGAAAUACUCCCGAAUUAUCCAGAACCUACACACGUGUUCAAUAUUUCGAAGUAUUGCUGUACUUUUGUGGAUAAUAAAAAGUACGUCACCAAUUGCGCCUGGAGAACAAGCGCACCAUAUAGGAUGAUCACGGUGAGAGAUUCUAUGUGCGAUUUACCGGAAAUAAAAUGCGGUAAUACCAAAGAAGAAAUGUCUUAUCUAAGCGAACCACAAACGCAUUUUCAAAGAAAGAUGAGAAACAGACAAGACUCAGUAUUAACAGACCAUAUAUGUAAAGAAGCGACAGCCUUAAUGGAGGCGCGGAUGAAAUAUAUUCCAACCGCACCCGGUUCCGAUUGGCGCGACUUGCCGAAUAUCAGGGUGCUCCUGAGCGAUGGGACCUACACAAAGAAAUUGGAAUAUCUGUAUCAUGAUAAGAAAGCUGGAAAAAGUUCGACGGGCGCGUUGCGCGGAGUGUGCAGAUGCAGUACUGGCGCAUCUUGCGAUCCUACUGAUAAACAAUUUAAUACUUUGAUCCCAUGGUGUUUGCCGCACACUGGAAACCGACAUGGUCAUUGGGCGGGUUUGUACGGAAGACUCGAGUGGGAUGGAUACUUUGGCACAACUAUUACCAAUCCGGAACCGUUGGGCAAACAGGGCCGCGUCUUACAUCCAUCGCAAAACAGGCUUAUAAGCGUGAGGGAAUGCGCAAGAUCCCAGGGAUUCCCAGACUCGUUUCGUUUCUACGGCACUAUAAUUGACAAGCAUCGACAGAUCGGCAACGCGGUACCACCGCCGUUGGGAGUUGCUAUUGGAUACGAGAUAAAAAAAUGCAUAUGCGAUAAUAAAACAGAUCAGUCAGAAACUGCACUUGCGGAAAGCCGCGCCGAAACCGCAAUCAGUGCGAACGUCGACAAAACUAACGAAGCUGUCGCGUCAAGGACAGCACCGGAUCGGAUCGAAGGCAAUCUGGAUGAAAUGGCUAGCACCAGCUCUAUGCAAUUCACAUGAAAAACUCGUUUGCGUGAAAUUUACGUAAGAAUGUCUAAAAUGCGUCCGCUUUGAGCGUUCACGCGCUUUGAAGUCUAUCUUUGACUGACGCUUAAAACACGCAAGCGCUCAAAGCAAACACGUUACUCUUAAAAAGAGAACCUGCAUAACCAUAAAUAUCAAUAAUUUUAAAAUCCUUUUUAUCACAGGGCAUAAUAGUUCUUUAUUCUUUUACAUAUGUUUAAUUUUCUGCUUUUCUUCCCAUUUUAAAUUCUAUUUUAACCGAAACUACUACUCAGUAUUAAAUAACCAAUUGUAGGACAUAUUUGAUCUAAUUUGUAUAUUGAUAAAGAUGUGAUGAGAGAUCUUACCCCUACACAGCAAAAUAUAUCAUAAAGAUAUCUGGAAGAUAUCUAAAUAUCAGAAUAUCUGAUUGCGUAAAUACUAGUCAGAUAUCACUGAGAUAUCUGAUUUACAUCUCAGAUAUACUUUGCUGUGUGGGUAUUAUAUAUGAUAAUUAUACCUAGAAAUUUACUAAAAAUUUUCACAUGUAAGAAUGUUAAAAUAGAUUUAUAAAUGUUAUAUUGCAAUUGGAUUAUUGUUGUUUUUAUCAAAAAGUGCUCAACUUUAUAUUUCAUCAUUUGCGCGGUUCUUAAAAUUGAAUUAUUUGCAUCUCGAUACAGAAGGGUUUAUCUUUUUAUAUACACAAUACAUGUUGAUCUUUUUGUAUAUAUAAAUGUACGUAUUACUAAAUAUAUAUAUAGAAAGAUAUGUUUUUCAUACAAUACAUGUAUUAAUAUAUAAAAAAAGAUAUAGGUUUUAUACAUCUUUAUAUAAAACCUAAAAUAAUCAA
Molecule: messenger RNA, 5610 nt
Organism: Pseudomyrmex gracilis
Lineage: Eukaryota; Metazoa; Arthropoda; Insecta; Hymenoptera; Formicidae
Gene: Dnmt1a
Product: DNA (cytosine-5)-methyltransferase PliMCI-like
Exons: 16
Coding region: 444-4778 (1444 amino acids)
Cellular component (GO): nucleus
Molecular function (GO): DNA (cytosine-5-)-methyltransferase activity; chromatin binding; zinc ion binding
Source: RefSeq, a predicted model, not a curated record